This is a messenger RNA of Penicillium cinerascens, 255 nucleotides long. RefSeq names its product CSL family zinc fnger-containing protein (gene dph3). Gene Ontology annotation, molecular function: metal ion binding. The transcript is spliced from 2 exons. The record is from RefSeq and is a predicted model, not a curated record. Lineage: Eukaryota; Fungi; Ascomycota; Eurotiomycetes; Eurotiales; Aspergillaceae. Bases 1 to 255 code for a protein of 84 amino acids. Gene Ontology annotation, biological process: protein histidyl modification to diphthamide.
AUGGCAGACGAAGGCCUCAACAUAUACGAUGAGAUCGAAAUCGAAGACAUGACCUUCGACCCGGCCAUGCAGAUUUACACGUUCCCGUGCCCAUGCGGCGACCGCUUCGAGAUUUGCAUCGAUGAUCUGCGCGACGGCGAGGAGAUCGCUGUGUGUCCCAGCUGCAGUUUGAUGAUUCGCGUUAUCUUUGACUUGGCCGAUCUUCCCAAGGCGGACAGUGAUCAGAAUGCGGAAGCCGUUGCUAUCCAGGCGUGA